This is a messenger RNA of Actinia tenebrosa (Australian red waratah sea anemone), 4298 nucleotides long. RefSeq names its product transmembrane channel-like protein 7. Gene Ontology annotation, molecular function: mechanosensitive monoatomic ion channel activity. The record is from RefSeq and is a predicted model, not a curated record. NCBI's taxonomy places the organism in Eukaryota, Metazoa, Cnidaria, Anthozoa, Actiniaria, Actiniidae. Gene Ontology annotation, cellular component: plasma membrane.
ACUAGAUUGUUUAGUGUAGCGAGAAAUAAUGCACAAAUUUCAAUCAUGCAGUUUUCUUCAACAAAUUGAUCCAACUUGAUUAUGUUUUGAUCGUUUGGAAGCCAAAUACUCAUCCCCACGACCAUAAGGUGUCGCAAUUUGAAUCGUUAUUGGACGCCAUGGGGCUAAUAUAGUUAUGAAAAGUCGUAUCGGACCCGAAGAUCAGGACAACGCGAUGGAACUCCAAACUAUCACCACUGAAGAUGAUCCGUAUAGCGUCGAUCCUUACUCAAUAGGCCAAGAUGAAGGAACGAGUAGCAUCAGCCGCAACCUCCCAAGCAGAGCCGCUAGUGCUCGACAUGGGACAGUUAGAAAACGAUCUAUCCGACGAAAAUCUAUCCCAAUGGUUGAGAUGGAAGAUAAAGAUGAAUUGAAUGAUUAUGAAAGUGUCAAAGCAGUGGCUGCUCCGAUGGAAAAGAGGCGAGAGUUGAAGAGGCAUCAACAUCAACAACAAGCCAGACACAUAUCUUGCUGGAAAGCGUUCAAACUUGGGACAGCAAUGCAAUGGAAGAGAUUCUCUGCAGGCAUCAAGGAAUUCUUUCAAGAUAUUGAGCUUUGGAAAGGUCAUUUAAAACAAGUAGAAGGUCGUUUUGGCAAUGGAGUGUUGUCAUAUUUUCUUUUUCUGAAGUGGCUCAUGUUCCUCAAUUUAUUCCUUUUUGUCCUGGUGUUUUCGUUCACUGGUAUUCCUACCCUGAUCCAACAUUACCAACCACCUACAUAUACCAAUGCAAGCACUACUGUUCAUCGUACAAAUAGCUGUAUAUUUGGUUAUCCAGAGGACCGGUAUAUCAAAGAGGACAAGAUAGAUGAUAUGAUUGUUGAUUUUAUUACAGGCCAGGGCUGGAUCAACACUACCAUCAUGUUCUACAGCAAUUAUCCAAGCACAAAUCUCAACCUUGAUUUCAGUUACAAUUUGCCUCUGGCAUACCUGAUUGUUGGUGGGGCAUAUUUCUUUAUCAGUCUGCUUCUCAUGAUUAAAAAUUUGACAAAAAGUUUUCAAGAAAGUUACAUCGAAGGUGGAAACAAAUUUUAUUCCUACUGUAACAAAGUUUUUGCAGCCUGGGACUAUUGCAUCAGUGAAGAAAACACUGCAAAUGUUAAAUGCCAGAAUAUUGUUCAGGACAUCAAUGCUGAAUUAGCUGAAGAAGACCGACUUGAGAAAGUACAAGCACGUACCAAAUCAAGAAAAGCUGCACUCUAUUCUAUAAGAGUUUUGGUAUCUGUGUUGGUAAUUGCAAUUCUGGUGGGAGCAAUCUAUGCCAUUAUUUAUACAGUUGAAGUUUCUACUAACCCAACAUAUCAGAAAGACAAGUCCAACAUAGUGAAGACCAUCAUCAGAUCAGCACCAUCAUUAACCAUCACUGUUCUCAACUUGCUGCUUCCACCUUUCUUCCAAAUCCUCUCUCAAGUAGAGGAAUGGAGUCCUAGGUUUGAAGUUGCUUUGAAUCUAUGGAGGACUGUACUGUUGAGGCUGGCCUCUGUAGCUGUUCUUAUGAUAACACUUUAUGCCGAAGUUGGAAAUCGAUGUAACGUAUUAGACAGAUCUGUUUGCUGUCAAAAGAGUUGGGAAAAUGAGAUAGCAUCUCAAAUGUAUAUGCUCAUAUGGAUUGACCUCUUUGUUGUCAUCUUGACAACUGCUGUCUUGGAAACAGUGAAAAAGUUACUGCACAAACACACCAAGCUGUUCAGGAAACUUAAUUUAAUGCCAGAGUUUCAGAUCCCAAAGAAUGUAUUGGACUUAGUGUAUGGCCAGUGCCUUAUCUGGAUUGGAGCUUUCUUUAGCCCACUCAUUCCAGCCAUGGGAGUGGUCAAACUCUUUAUUACAUUUUAUUUGAAAAAGGUCAGUUUGAUAUACAACAACAAACCAUCCAACAAGCCCUACCAGGGUGCAAGGUCAAACUACCUGUUCACUGUCCUACUCCUUAUUACCUUCUUCAUGUGCUUGGUGGCAGUCGGAUGGGGAAUUACCAAGGUUCGGCCAUCAUGCCAUGGACCUUUCCUCAAUCAAUACUGUGAUGAAAAGGAAAUCAUUAAUACUUUGUCAGACGUGAUUAACACAUGGCCAGCUGGUAUCAGAGAAAUCAUUAACUACAUCAGUACAGCGGCAUUCAUCUUUCCAGGCCUUAUGGUCUUCUUUUUGCUCAUCUAUUACUUCCGUUCAAUGAUUAAAGUCCAUCUUCAAAUGAUUGAGAUGCUAAAGGAUCAGUUGGUUUUGGAGGGCCGUGACAAGAGGUACUUGAUGGAAAAACUAAUAAUGGCUGGUAAAAGAGAUGCKGCAAAUGAGGAUGAGGAUGGAAAUGCAUCUGGAGUCACGAGAGAAACACAGGUCCAGCCUGGUCGGAAUUCUGGGAAUUUAAAUUUCUGAAUGUGUUACGAUGUCUGACAACACCCAUCCAAAGGUUCUUACUUAUAAAGAGUGGGAUUUUUUUUUAUAAUCUGUUUAUACAACCAAUAGACCUUUCCUGAAUUUGCUUGACUGACCACGAAACAAUGGUUUGAAGUCGAGACUGAACUUGAUUCUUUUAUUGAUCAAGUUCAACCUCGACUUGAAACCAUUGUUUUGUGAUCAGUCAAGCGAAUUCGGGAAAAUCCUAUUUAAAUUGAAUUGCAUAUAUUGGUCAAUAAUCAUUGUAUGGUUAAGCACACAUAUUGAUAUAAGUCAGCUCUGGGUGGGGGUGAUUGGAUGUGGGGAUUUUAGGCCACCCAGUAUUUUAAAAUAGCAAAAACAACUUAAACAUUGUAGCAAUAGAGAUUUGCAUGAUCACGUGCUGUCAGUCAUGUUAGAUGGGGAAAUUGAAUAAUUUAUUUCUUGUGUGUGUAAAAUGAAUGUUACAUAAGGGUUUUUUUGUACAUUUAUGUAUAAAUCUUUAAAUCAUGUAUGAUUUUUUCACUCAUCAUGACUGUUGUCAUGCAAUGCCUAAAAUGUCUAUAAGCCCUACCCUACCCCCUCCCUCCUCAAUCAAAACUGGUCUGAAGUUCUCAAUAGAUGUUAUGUAAAGUGUGUAAACUUUUAUAGCCAAACUAUGACACUAUAAAGUGAAAGUUAUUGUUAUGCUUAUCAGCAUAUGAUAGCUCUAUGGGUUACCAAUAGAAAAAGAAUUUUGCAUUUGUGUUUUUUUCUAGAAUGUUUUAGCAAACAGGUGCAAAGAAAACUCUGAGAGUGACAAGGGAACUAGUUUUUGCAUUUAGCUAAUUACAGAGGAUCCUAGGGAUUGAAAAUCUCAACCAAACUUCUCUUUAUGUAGAGAUAGAAACUUUUGAGGUUUUUACAACUACUAUUCCUUAACAACUAUAUAUGUGUAUUUAUACAUGUUUAGGGAUCAGCAAUUUUAAAAACCUUAGUUUCUGUUAUUGAACAUUUCAUUUUAUUUUAUUGAAGAAAGGUUCCUCCUAGUCAGGAGAAAGGUGUGCAAGAACAUGGCACAUUUAUAUAGCUCCUUUAUUUCUUGGCCUUCCACAGACACCACCAUCUCCCCCCAAACACACACACACACACUGGUCUAUCGGCGGUGGCAAUCAACGCAGUCCCAAAGCAAGCAUUGCACCAUUUAUGCAUAAGAGGGUGACUGUUUAAUAAUAGACAUUCGUAGUUUCAAAGUAUAAUUUAAGGUUAGAACUAAUAGUUCCAAAACAUAUUUAUUUGUGUUGUCGCACAUCAUGUUAUAUCUUAUUAGAAUCAUUUGCUAAACUAUUAAGUUAUCAUUAGAAUUACAAGUUAUCAGUAUUUAAGUUUACCAUAUAGAUUACAGUUAAAAAUGGUCAUACACUUUGUUAAGAAUAUCAGUGAACCUUAAGGAAAAGCAAUAGCAUAUGUUGCAUUAUCACCAUUGUUUUCAUUGCUAUGUGCUGAUCGAGACAACAGUCACGACAGAGAAGUCUUGCAAUAAACUACUGUCAAUCAGUGCCUUUACAUACUCUAAUUUAUGCCCGAUUUCCAUGUCGCAACUGUUGUCUCGUGUGGCAAUGAACCUUGGUCACCUUAGAAUAAUUCUUGUGGCAGUGGUGUUUAUUAUUUGGUUUGGUUGGUCAAAAUAUUCACAAGUAACACUGAAGAAGUUACUCCAAAUUAUUUGCUCAAUAUUACUCAUACUCUAGUCUUUUAUGAUUCAAAUGAUUUUGGAUAACAUGAUGAUUUUUUAACUUUCAAUAAAUAUUUUUGUAGCUGAUUUAGAUUAUCUAUGAUUGCUUGUUAUGAUUAUUGGUUUGUGAUUGAUUUAAUAGUUAAUUUAUUAACUAUUAUUAAAGAGUUAUAAUGCUUA